Molecule: messenger RNA, 3649 nt
Organism: Acanthaster planci (crown-of-thorns starfish)
Lineage: Eukaryota; Metazoa; Echinodermata; Asteroidea; Valvatida; Acanthasteridae
Gene: rhou
Product: ras homolog family member U
Biological process (GO): small GTPase-mediated signal transduction
Molecular function (GO): GTPase activity; GTP binding
Source: RefSeq, a predicted model, not a curated record
AGAACGAGCUCCAGGCCUGUGCUCCGCUCCCGGCCCAUGGCCCAGCGCCUGAAAAGGGGUCGGGGGAGGUAGAGGUCAACACGCAAUUUUUAUGCACCUCCCUGUCCAAAACUUGGGUUCAACCGCGUCUGAACAUUAUGUGCUUCGUCUGUCACAGUUAAUGUAACCAUUGACAUAGUCUGAAGAUUGGAAGGAUAUGUGAUGUACGUGAAGCUCUUAAACUAUGUUUUACGGCUAAGUUUCAUCACACAGAAGGAGCGGAGCUAGCGACAUUUUCGCGUCAGUGUCACCACCAGAAAGUUGUCAGUUAAACGGGAAAGUUCUUGGACAAUCCUCUCUUCAGAACGCGAACAAACGCCGUCUUUGUCUUGGAAAUCUCUUGAGGUGAAUACUCGAGACUCGCCAAUGGUACUCACCGGUUUCACCAAGGAGUACCGCGAUCUGGAGACCUUCCAACCGUACAAUCCGACCGCUUCCAGUGCAAUCAUGCCCCCUCAGGCCCAGUCCUCUACCGCCCACCACCAUCACCGGGACCAUCAUUCGACCACUGUGCCGGUUGGCAUGGGGUCCCCAAAGGCUCGUGGCCCGACGACAACUUCCAACAUUUUCAGGACAGAUUCGGCGAACGAGGAAGACAUUGAUACCAAAGUGAAGUGUGUUUUAAUAGGUGACGGAGCGGUAGGCAAAACUAGUUUGGUGGUCAGCUACACAACCAAUGGCUAUCCGUUGCAAUAUGUUCCUACAGCAUUUGAUAAUUAUUCAGUUGUGGUCAGAGUGGAUCGAAAGCCUAUCAAGAUACAGAUUUGUGACACAGCUGGUCAAGAUGAUUUUGAUUCACUACGCCCACUGUGCUACCCGCAGACAGACGUAUUUCUCCUGUGUUUCAGCGUGGUGUCGCCCACGUCCUUCCACAACAUUUUAGAGAAGUGGCUGCCGGAAGUACGGAGGCACAACCCAAAGACCCCCAUCAUCCUGGUGGGCACGCAGUGUGACUUGCGGACUGACGUCAAUGUCCUAAUCGAUCUGGCCAAAUACCAGGAGAGGCCCAUCACUGAGGAGGAAGCUAUAUACAGGGCCCAGCGUAUCAACGCUGUCUCGUAUGUGGAAUGCUCGGCACUGACGCAGCACAAUCUGAAGGAUGUCUUUGACACUGUUAUCUUAACUGCCCUGCAGUUCACUGGACCCCCCAAGGGUAAAGGUAGCUCCAAGUCCAAGGGCUCGAAGGCAAAGUCCAGUAAAGCCAAGAAGGAGAAGCCUGUGCCAUCCCAGCCCAAGUCCUCUAUUUGGAAGAAGCUGUGCUGCAUUGUUUGAGGUUGUGACUCGAGAAACCUACCCCCACUCCCCUCGGCCUCAUGUCUUUCCCCCCAUGAUGUUGGACUUGUGCCGUGUCUAAAUAGUGAAGUUCCAGUCGAGAUAAAAAGCCUGCUGAAUAUGAACUGCAGUCAGACUGUGCAGUUCACGUAAUACAUACAUCAGGACUCUGAAAGAAGUCAAUAUUAAUGCAAUAUUUUGUAACAUCCACGUCUUAUAAAAUGCAGUUGGUAUGCCGCAUUGUUUCAUGUAACUCUGCACUGAAUUGAUGCAAAUGGCUAGCACACUUCAUGAGAAAGCAAGUAGGGAUUGGAAUAAACAGGACAACUGCGAUGAGCCCUGAACAGUCACUAAGCAAUGGCACCAACAGGUUGCGUUUUCCAUACAUGUGCCACAUUGCCUAAAUAACGUAGUUCACUGAGUGUGUAUCAUAUUAAAAAACCAAGACUGUAUAUUGUAUUCCAAAAUUAAUUUAUUGUAACAAGCAUAUAAAGUACUUUUUCAUGCAAAAAGGUUAUUCAAAGAAGCAGCUUAUCCAUGUAAAGCUCAUGACAUACCGGAGUUCUUCCAGUUUGGAAUCCUCAUUAGAAUUUUUACUUCAAAUCUUAGGGCCAUGUGGAUCCAAAAGUCCUAGAAAGAAAAGUUGAAACUUUAUCAGUGGUGUACUUCACUUUGACAACUGUGUGUUGUUCUUGAAUGUAAGAUUUUAAUAAGUACAUGUAUUUGUUUUCAAAAUUUUUACUUCCAUUCAUGUAUUUAUAUGUUGUAGGCAUUUUGAGUGCCAGCGAUGCAAAACCCCGGUUAAUCUUUGUUAUAGUUCAUGCCAUUUUAAAAUGAUUUUGCAAACAUUUUACUAGCGUUCCCAAUUCAUGCUUCCAUGAGCUACUGCAGUGCUGUCCGUGCCAUUGACAGUGUUCAUUCGAGUAUUAUUUGCCCUUGAAAAGGAUGUAAUGAAUUAAUCGCGCCAAGAUGGGACACUCUAGCAUGUUAAUUUUCCAGUGUCUCGCAAGUAUAUCCCUCCAGAAUAAUUGUGAAUUUGAAGUCAGAAGGAUUUUAAAAUAUAUUUUAGAAGAGGUCGGGCCAAGUUGAGAGUUACCAGGACAUAAUACAAGUAGUAUAGAGUUUGAGCAUCUGCAUACUGUGUUGAGAGGUUGUGCACUUAUUACUUACUACACAAGCUCUGUUACGAUUUCAUUCAUGAAGUUUCUUCCAGCAUACAUAAGAAUAUGACUGAGUGUUAAACUUCAAAGGUUUUGGGGCAUUUGCUUCGGACAAAUUUUUUUUUUAUCUUUGUGCCUGAAAACUACCCACCAAUGUACGUAUGGUAAUCCUGCCUGUGUUAUGCAUGUGACACACACAAAAAUCUUGUCAGUGUUCAUUCCUUGAAUAUAUUGAGAUGGCAGAUUUGCUAAUGGAAACACUUUGCUCAGCAAAAUUAACUUUGACCAGCUAAAAAUAGCUGGAGCGGCAGAUGCAUGCGCAUUCUCUGUGAGGAAUCCUUGGCUAUCUUCACCUUACAGAGGAAUUCAAAAUCACUUUGGUAAGCAGCUUAGUUCUGGUUUCUACAUGAAACAGCACACCCCAUUUUUUAUGUACAUGUAUGUUGAAGUUACAUGUAUAACGUAAUUGCCUGAGGCCCUUUUGCUGACGGGAGUUAUUUUUACAAGCCGCAUGAAUUGAGGAAAAAAAAAUCUGUUCAUCUUUGGAUAAUUUUAAGGGUCAGUUCUUGAGUUCAAAAGAUGGAAUGUUGCAGUAUGCACAGUGCAUGCCAGUACACGUAAUGUCUGCACCAAAUAUUUCAAUGUCAGUCUCUUGACAAAUAGUAGAGAAGCAACAAAUGAACCUUUAAUACUUUGAAAAGCGAGUGGCAAAGAUUCUCAUGGAACAUGUGGCCAAGGAGUGUUUGCUCUGUGGCAAAUCUCAAAUCUGAUCAACUUUAAGUGUAGGAAAAAAAUCUGUCAAUAAAGAAACACAAACAUGCGUGCACACACUUGACAGCAACCAAGAUCUGCUCUUUGCGCUUGGUUUUUCAAGCCUGGCCUACCUUCUGUUGCAACUUGUUCUUUGAUUUGGGUUAUACGAUUACAAUCAUGAUAGCGAGUUCUCAGUUGAAUUCCAUUAAAGAUAUUCUUGGCUGGAAUUGAAAAAAAAAAAUAAAACUUGAAAUUUAAGAUGCAGAAUGUUUUUGUGUAUAAUGGGACAGCUGCUUUUGGUGUUGUUUUAUCUUUUGCCAUUGUUGAAGAUGUAAUGAAUAUAUGAUAAUUGGUUUUUGCUUUUCUGUGUAAAUACAUUUUGUAAUAUUGUGAAAUAAAGAGAGCCACUAUUGAGUAAGACCACA